CCCAAAGCACCUGCCUCCCCCCUUCACGCCCCGGGGCCCCGGCUCGCAGCGCCGCUGGUUGGUGCCGGCUGCUCCGACCCAGCCGCUGCGCGCUCCUUUGGCGGGCCGUGGCUGGCCUGCGAGGGAGGACGGCGCACAGGGGGAGCGACAGGCCCCCGCCCCGGCCGGACCCGCGCCGGGACCUGCCUGUGCUGGGAGCCCGGGGCCUGUCUAUCUGUCCGUAGCGCCCGUCGCCGCAGGAGCUCAGGCCGACCAGCCUCAGGUCCCCCCCCCCCGAGUCCGCCGGACGCUGCCUGCUGGGUUUACAGCCCCACGUUGCCGGGGUUUGUUUUGUUCUCUGCCUGAAAUCUGGAAACCUGUUGUUUGGACGCUGAACUAUGACAUCAUGGCAAGAUUUCACAGAAGAACAUGCAUUAUUUUGUUGCUUUUUAUUUUAUUCAUUUGCUCCAUGAUGAUGGCCUUGAAGACGCUGAGACCUGACGGAGCUGGUUUUGGGGAUCCCUUUGGACUUGGUCUCUUACCGGAACUUCAACAACGGACAACACUCUUAGAAAAUAAACACAGUCCCCUAACUGCUGCCAAUGGUGAUAGUGUAACACACACCAAUAAUUUGCACAGUAUUGCAUUGAAUAGCAUUAAAAUAUCUAUGGCCUCUGUAAGAAAGUUGGAAGAGGAAUUGCCUUCCCCUAAUUAUAACUUUCAUGUAUUCUACUACACCUGGUUUGGGAAUCCACAGUAUGAUGGUAAAUAUAUUCACUGGAACCAUCCACUGGUGCCACAUUGGGAUUCUAAAAUUGCAAACAAUUACCCAAAGGGAAGACACAAUCCUCCAGAUGAUAUUGCGUCCAGUUUUUACCCUGAACUUGGAACAUACAGCUCUAAAGACCCUUCUGUCAUAGAAGCCCACAUGCAACAAAUGCGUUCAGCCUCUGUUGGUGUCAUAGCCCUUUCUUGGUACCCACCUGGUAUGGCUGAUGAAAAUGGGGAACCUGGUGAAGAUUUGGUGCCUGUUAUUUUGGAUAAUGCACAUAAAUACAAUCUAAAGGUCACUUUUCAUAUUGAGCCAUAUAAAGAUCGCGAUGAUCGCAGUAUGUACAGCAAUGUGAAGUACAUUGUAGACAAAUAUGGAGGCCAUCCAGCUUUUUACCGGCAUAAGACCAGCACAGGCAGAACCUUCCCCAUGUUUUAUGUUUAUGAUUCUUAUGUAACAAUCCCUGAAAUAUGGGCAAAUCUAUUAACUGUUUCUGGAUCCCAGAGCAUUCGCAAUACACCGUAUGAUGGAUUAUUUAUUGCACUUCUAGUGGAAGAAAAACAUAAGCAUGAAAUCCACAGAAGUGGUUUUGAUGGAAUUUAUACAUACUUUGCCACCAAUGGUUUUUCUUAUGGCUCAUCUCAUCACAAUUGGCCAAGUCUAAAAGCCUUUUGUGACAGCAGCAAUUUAAUGUUCAUUCCAAGUGUGGGACCAGGAUACAUUGACACCAGCAUCCGACCAUGGAAUAACCACAACACCCGCAACCGUGUUAAUGGGAAGUAUUAUGAGACUGCCUUCAGUGCAGCACUUUUGGUGCGACCAGAAAUUAUUUCCAUCACCUCUUUCAAUGAAUGGCAUGAAGGGACUCAAAUUGAAAAAGCUGUUCCCAAGAAAACUGGACAGGUAACUUACCUGGAUUACAAGCCUCAUAAACCAACUAUGUAUCUGGAGCUCACUCGCAAGUGGUCUGAAAAAUACAGUAAGGAAAAAGAACAAUGGCUUAUGUGAGGUGCUGCCUCCCUUGUUUGUAAAUACAUUCAGUCCAUCUCAGAGGUGGAAAUGACACCGGGAAUUCUAAUUCAGCCAAUCAAGAUGUCUUUUAUUAUGAAUAUACUUU
Dermochelys coriacea (leatherback sea turtle) is the source of this 1868-nucleotide messenger RNA. RefSeq names its product mannosidase endo-alpha (gene MANEA). The transcript is spliced from 5 exons. Lineage: Eukaryota; Metazoa; Chordata; Testudines; Dermochelyidae. Gene Ontology annotation, molecular function: alpha-mannosidase activity. Gene Ontology annotation, cellular component: Golgi apparatus. The coding region runs from base 386 to 1759 and encodes 457 amino acids. The record is from RefSeq and is a predicted model, not a curated record.